Messenger RNA from Neltuma alba, 3542 nucleotides. RefSeq names its product putative pentatricopeptide repeat-containing protein At1g12700, mitochondrial. The coding region runs from base 678 to 2528 and encodes 616 amino acids. The record is from RefSeq and is a predicted model, not a curated record. NCBI's taxonomy places the organism in Eukaryota, Viridiplantae, Streptophyta, Magnoliopsida, Fabales, Fabaceae. Gene Ontology annotation, molecular function: protein binding. The transcript has 5 exons.
GGUCCAUUCCCUUCAAAAUCCCGACGGUGCCGGGCAUAGAGCAGGAAAUACUCCGGCAAUAAUACCUGCUCCAUUAGCAGCGAGAGCUUCACGACACUCUUCUUCCUUCUUUUUCUUCUUCUGUACUGCACAGGAAAUCCAUUUUUGCUGUCCUUACUUGCCUUCGCUUUUCGUUCUGGCGCGGUAUCUGCUAUACGUCCAAUUGGAGCAUUCGAUUUAUAAAGUUUCUGGGCACCUUGAUUUCUGACGUCCUGCUUGCGAUAGUUGCGGAUUCAAUUAAGUUUGCUCCUCCUUUGAAUUUGAUCGGCGACCUCUAUGUUUGACUAGAUUUUUACAGGAUAUCCUGCCAUGAUUAAAUAGCAAGAAGUGAAGCUGGUGGCUAGCAUUCCUUUUUCCUUUUCCCAAGUGUAAUGAACUUGAAGAAAGUUGAGAUGUAUCAUUUUCAUUGGAAUAAUAUUGCAAAAUCAGCUUCUUUACAAGAAUUAUACAAAAGUUAAGCGGAGAAAAUGAAAUGACGUGGACAUCAACAACAAUGGACUCAGCCUCAAGAAGAUAAGUGUUGCAACCUAACACUGACAACUUUCCCUGUUGUAUUUAGCAUUUGUAGUUAUGAACCUAGAUGAAGUGGUGAUGUUUGGAAGAAAAAGAGGUGAAACUCAAUGUAACAUAGGAAAGCAAUGCUGCAAAAAUUAGCUUAUAUUUUGUGGUUUCCCAUUCUCCAAGACAUCAGUUAUGUUGCUAACUACCGACCCUCUCCUUGUUUCCUAUGGCGUCAUUCGUUUCACUUUCCAUGUGUUGGUAGCUCUUAUUUUUCAUCUUUUCCAACAUGUACCUCUGUUGGUGAUGUUGAAAUGGGUGAGAGACAAUAUAGGCUUCAGUUUUUGAAUUCUAUGAGAAAUCAAUGCAGGUCCAGUCAAUUUAAAAAGGUUGAUGAUGCCUUAGAUUUCUUUCAUGAAAUGGUUAGGAUGAAGCCUCUGCCGCCUGAGAGGGACUUUACGCUACUGAUUGGAGUGAUUGUGAGGAUGAAGCACUACACAACAGCAAUUUCCUUAGUUAAACAUCUGUAUUUCUUAGGAAUGAGAGCUAAUGUCUGUACUUUUGAUAUUAUCAUCAAUUGUCUUUGCUAUCUGAAGCAGACAGCUUUUGGAUUCUCAGUCUUGGGGACUAUGUUCAAAGUUGGUCUGGAGCCCACAGUGGUGACUUUUACCACUCUCGUGAAUGGACUCUGUAUAGAAGGCUAUGUUGUUCAAGCUAUAAGUUUGGUUGACCAUAUGGAAAAGAUCGGGUAUCAAUCUGACAUUCACACCUAUGGAGCAAUAAUAAAUGGACUCUGCAAGACCGGAAACACAUCUGCUGCCAUUGGAUAUCUAAGGAAGAUGGAAAAAAGAAAUUGGAAACUCAAUGUUGUAGUUUACAGCACAAUUGUGGAUAGUUUGUGCAAGGAUAGAUCAGUAUACGAGGCUUUAAAUUUGUUCUUAGAAAUGACUGGCAAAGGUAUUCGUCCUAAUCUUGUCACUUAUUCUUGCUUAAUUCACGGUCUUUGUAAUUCUGAUAGAUGGAAAGAGGCAAGGACUUUACUGAAUGAAAUGAUGGAAAAGGGAGUCAUGCCAGAUUUGCAAACUUAUAAUAUAUUAAUAGAUGCUUUUUGCAAAGAUGGAAUGGUUGUGAAGACUAAAAGCAUUAUUGGUAUCAUGAUUCAAAUGGGGAAGGAGCCUAAUGUUGUCACCUAUAAUUCAUUGAUUGGUGGAUAUUGUAUUCAAAAGCAACUGAAGGAGGCCAUGAAAGUAUUUAAGUUGAUGGUUGAUAGGGGCUGUUUGCCAAACACUGUAACUUAUAACUCUUUGAUCCACGGAUGGUGUAAGAUUAAAAACUUGAAUAAGGCUAUGUAUCUCUUGGAUGAAAUGGUGAAUAAAGGAUUUAUUCCGGAUGUUAUAACCUGGACCUCUCUUAUAGGUGGAUUUUGCCAAGUGGGCAAACCACUAGCUGCAAAAGAACUGUUUUUUAGUAUGCACAGCUAUGGCCAAGUUCCCAGUCUCCAGACUUGUGCCAUUAUUUUGGAUGGACUAUUCAAGUGCCAUUUUCCUUCUGAGGUAGUAUCUUUGUUUGGGGCAAUGGAGAAGAUGGCUUUGGAUUUUGAUAUUGUGAUCUAUAAUAUUUUGCUUGAUGGAAUGUGCAACUCUGGAAAAAUGAAUGAUGCAUGGGCUCUCUUUUCUUGUUUGCUUACUAAAGGGUUGCAGGUUACUUGUCGGACAUACAACAUAAUGAUCAAAGGUCUUUGUGAAGAAGGACUACUAGAUGAAGCUGAAGACUUAGUGAGGAGUAUGGAAGAGACUGGAUGUGCACCUAACGGUUACACUUAUAAUAUCUUAGUCCAAGCAUUGCUGCAAAAAGACGAGAUUUCAAGGUCUAAGAAAUACGUUCAGAUAAUGAGAGAUAAAGGAUUUUCUGCUGAUGCUGCCACAACCGAAUUGCUUAUUAAUUGCUUAUCUGCUAACAGAGGAGAUAAUGUGUUUCCGGAAUUGUAUUAGAAGUUUGUUCAAAUUUAAUCUCUCAAUUCAUUACAUGUUGUGUCUUCAUAUUUGAUGCUUUCAAAGUUUUUCAUCGCCCUUGUUUUAUGCAUGAGAGAUAACGAAAACUGACAUUUGCUGAAGACGUCCUUUAAAUCGUAGUUUUAAAAAUAAUAAUAAUAAUAAUGAGUCUUUACCUGCAUAUUUUAUUAUGAUAGUUCUUCAAUUUUUUUUGAAACAUCCUGGAAUAGGGAGGACUUUAGGAACUUUUAGAAAUUAGAUAUUUCCCCGUAGUAUUAGUGGGGUUGUGCAUCUAUUUUAUAGAUGGAAAUAUUUCCUUGCGAGUUUUGAUAAAGUGUAACGAUGCAGCGUGUUAUGUUUGGGUGCUUUAUGCGGUCAACUUUAGGGAUGAUCCUUUGCAACUAAUAUUUCCUCGAAUCUAUCAUUGAUUCAAUGACUUCUGUCUGGGUAAAUUGAACACAUGCAAGAAUAUGAGGAAAGGUGCAGCUAAGUGGACUAGAAGGAGAUCUUAUCCAUUGAGGAAGUAUUGUGUCUAUGAAAUCCUAUGCUGAAAGGUGCUUAGCUUCUUCAUGGGUUUCAGUACAUGGUAUUUCCUACAGGUCGUAUGAUGCCAGUUGUAAAGGAGGAACGUUGAGGGCUACAUUGAUACUUCUAUUACCAAUAUUAAGCCGUUCCAUGGACAUGAAGACUGUUGAAUAAUUUAUCUGGGAUCACUUGAAAACCAAAACACGUCCAAUUUUUGAUCGUUUGGUGAAACAGUAAAUGCAUCAGUAUUACAUUUAUUCGUUUAUGGAUGAGAUAGAUAUUAGAGGAGCUUAAAAGUAGGUGAGAAAAUUCAUAGAGCAACACUGAAAAGCUUUUCUGGAAAGGCUAUGGACCCUGUUUCACUUAUGAAUGUAUUGUACCGGAAUAUUACAUAUUUUAUAUUAUAGGUGAGCUUGGCUGCCAAGUUUGAACUUUGAAUGAAUAUCUUCAUUUCAACAAUGGGUUGGAUGAAUAUGAUUGCAUGGCAAA